Messenger RNA from Megalobrama amblycephala (Wuchang bream), 9960 nucleotides. RefSeq names its product tromal interaction molecule 2a (gene stim2a). Gene Ontology annotation, biological process: store-operated calcium entry; activation of store-operated calcium channel activity; intracellular calcium ion homeostasis. Gene Ontology annotation, molecular function: protein binding; calcium ion binding; calcium channel regulator activity. Bases 594 to 3584 code for a protein of 996 amino acids. Gene Ontology annotation, cellular component: plasma membrane; endoplasmic reticulum. The transcript has 14 exons. The record is from RefSeq and is a predicted model, not a curated record. NCBI's taxonomy places the organism in Eukaryota, Metazoa, Chordata, Actinopteri, Cypriniformes, Xenocyprididae.
GGAUUAGUAAAUUCCCGUUUGGCUUUGGAAGAGCAGACGCAUGCAAAAUACGAGCAAACAAAGUUUGGUGACAUUUAGUAACUGGAACACCUUUAUGGACACGCAUUAUCCAAACGUUCCCAGAGAGAAGCAUAAGGAACUUUAUUCUUAAGGAACCUGACUUUCAGAAGGACUUCUAUUCUUUGUCAUAGUAUUUUUAUAGGCCCUAUCUAACGCUGUGUUUUGAACGUUCUUUCUUUAGAAUUUGUUUUUCAAACUCGUGUUUAUUAUUCUGUUUACUUUGUUCCUCCAUUUCUUUGGGAUAUAACAGCGAAACGUCAUUGGCAAAAACUGAUUUUGGGGAAUAUCUAACUUUUUAAAUGUUGUGACUUAUUCUUAUCCUUUGGGGUUGCAAACAAACACCUCGAACAGUUUUUCGUUUUUUUGUGAUUUAUCUGUGAAGUGACCACACUGUUGCUUUUCUAACCGGUGGGGGAUACCUUUUCCUGGAGCUGGAGCUGGAGCUGUUUAUAGCAUCACUAUCACGUAACGUUGCAUUUGGACACACAUGUGUUUUUUAAAUCAUAGACAGUAAGUGGUAUUUGAACCCUGCAAUGCAAAAGUUCUGCCUCACCGUCCUGCUCGUGCUGCGCGGGCUGAUCAUCUGCGUCUGUUCCAGCGAUGAAGCGCAGCACACUGGGCUGUACAAGGACACAACUGUGACCUCAACAGAUCCAUGUCUGCAAGUGAGCCCUCCAUGUAUGACGGAGGCUGACCGCUUCAGUCUGGAGGCUCUUCAGCACAUCCACAGAGAGAUGGAUGACGAUCAGGAUGGAGGCAUUGAGGUGGAGGAGAGUGUCGAGUUCAUCAUAGAAGAUAUGCAGCAGCAACAACAGGCAAACAAGCACAGUAAACUCCAUCAAGAGGACCAGCAUAUCACUUUGGAGGAGCUUUGGAGGGGCUGGAAAUCUUCUGAGGUUCAUAACUGGACUCAGGAGGAUGUCUUAAGGUGGCUAAGAGAGUUUGUUGAGUUGCCUCAGUAUGAAAAGGGCUUCAGAGAGCUGCGUGUCAAUGGAAACACCUUGCCGAGGAUUGCUUCCAAUGAGCCAUCCUUUAUGAGCUCUUUUCUGAAGAUCCAGGACCAGCAACACAAACAAAAACUCAAGCUCAAAGCCCUGGAUGUAGUGCUGUUUGGCCCACCUACACGACCUCCACAUAACUGGAUGAAAGACCUGCUUCUGAUAGUGUCAAUAGUAAUGGGGAUCGGUGGAUGCUGGUUUGCACGAGUACAGAAUAAGGCAUCUAAGGUACAUAUUUCAAAGAUGAUGAAGGACCUGGAAAGCUUGCAGACAGCUGAACAAAGCCUCAGAGACUUACAGGAGCAGUUGGAAAAGGCCCAGGAAGAGAAGCGCACAGUGGCGGUAGAGAAAAAGAAUUUAGAAGAAAAGAUGAGGGACGAGAUUCAAGGUGCUCAGGAAGAGGCCAACCGCCUGCACAGACUGCGAGAUGGAGCUGUGAGUGAACUCAGCCGUCUUCGGUAUGCAGAAGAAGAGCUUGAACAGGUACGUGAUGCACUAAAGAGGGCAGAGAAAGACAUGCAGUCCCUUUGGGCAGUUCCUGAAUCUUUGCAGCUGUGGCUACAGCUCACCUAUGAGGUGGAGGUCCAGUACUACAACGUCAAGAAGCAAAGUGCAGAACAACAACUAGUCACAGCUAAAGAUGAGGCUGAAAAAAUCAAGAAAAAAAGGAGUUCGGUGUUGGGUACACUACAUGUUGCACACAGCUCCUCAUUGGAUCAAGUUGAUCAGAGAAUUCUGGAGGCCAAGAAUGCACUAGCAGAGGUGACUGCUUGUCUUCGGGAGCGUCUGCAUCGGUGGCAGCAGAUUGAGAGCUUGUGUGGUUUUCCUUUAAUGAGAAAUGCGGGUCUAUCCAGUCUCACCGCUACACUCUACCCAGACCCCAACUGGAUGCUAAUGCCCCGGGCUGCAAUGCAGUCCUAUCAAGUGCCUGUUUCAGUUGAGGACAUGGAGGAAGAAAUGCCGCAGAUCAUACCACAGAUUCCUGUCACAGUUUCAUCUCUGAAAUGUUCUCCACGGUCUCUGGUUCGCUCCCGCCGAUCUGGGCAUAUUGUGCCAUCGCCUGUCAUCAUAUCGCCUGACCCAGACCUCCUGAUUCCCAUACGAACUCCAUCACGCCGAUAUGGAGAUGAGGAAGAAGAGCAUAUCAAAUUCUCCACUCUUGUGAAACAGGAGUCCUUGGAAACAUCCUCAGAGUCCACAGAGUCUAUUGGGUCAUCCAUUAGCAGAAUGUACAGCAGCCUUGAUGUCCCUCCUCGGAGAAAAUACAUUUUCUCUGAUAAAAUGCCCCGAAAAAUCUCUCUGGAUGAACAAGAGGACAGUCCCUCACGCAAGAUCUCACAGGACGAGAUGGAUGAAUCUUUGAUGGUGAACACCUCAAGGAAAGUAUCGCGAGAGGAAUUGGACAUCAAUAUUCCAUCAAGAAAGACAUCUAGAGAGGAAUUAGAGGCCUCCGUGGACCCUCCUAAACAACUGGCUCGAGGAGAAUCUGAAGCUAGCAUUGAUUCAUGGAAAUUACCCAGGGAUCUGCCUUUGGAUUCCACAAUGAGGUACUAUUCUACAGAAAAGAUGUCCCCAGCAGCGACCGGCAUGGACAGUCAGAGACAACGAUCUCUUAGAGACAGAAAAGAUCAUAUGGACAGCAUUUCUAGAGUUAUACCAAAAUCAGAGCUGGAUUUAGAUGCCACAAGUGGAACUAGAUAUUCAGAUGCCUUAAUGAACACUUCCAUUAAGCACAAAGAAAACCUGGACUUUACACCCAACAUCCAGCGAGGAAGAAUAUUUAGGGAAAACUCCUUUGAUGCCAACUUUGAUAGUUCAGUGGAAAGCUCAAAAAAAUUUAAGAUGUUAGGCAAAACCGAUUUAUCCAAAGACAUCCCUUCGCGAAUUAUGUCCCAAGAUGAGUAUGAUGUUUUCACAGAUUUCGAAAGACUAAAAAAAAGAGAUUCCAUGGAUACUGCUUCAAGGAACAUAAUAAGAGAUGAGUUUGAGAGAAGCAAGUCCUUUAAAGAGAACAGGGAUAUCCGCAUGGAAAUUCCCUCAAAAAAACCCUCUCGAGACGAGCAAGAGUUUGCGAUGGAUACACAACGGAUACAACGCAAGAUAGACAGCUCUGUGGAAACUCCCAUUGGUAGAAUACAGAGAGAGACCGUGGGUCUAUCUGUGGAAGCUCCAAGACGCAAGAUAUCGCAGGAGGAAUUUGUGGUUACUAACCCAGGACAGUUUGGUCCACCUGACCUCACCGCGAGCUCCUUGAUGCUCUGGAAACCAUCCUCAGAUUCGCUCAGCACGCUAGUGUACGACGGCAUUCUUGAAAAGUCCUGCGAGAACCCUCUCGUGGCUAGUUCUUGCGAUCUCAGUCACGCGACUUCGGUGUCUAGCUCUUCCCAAAGCCUUCUUGGAAUUGAAGGUCAUCUGGCAAAUUCAUCUUCUUCAGAAUCUGGGGGUAAAGACAAGAGCAAGAUGUCUUCUAAGCUCAAGAAUUUGUUCAAGAAGAAAAAGGAUAAGGAGAAAGAUAAAGACUCAUGAAGGUCAACAAGUAGGAAUUAAGACUCUUCUAAAAUUGCCUUAGAAACUAUAAUAUAAGAAAAGCUAAACAUGCUGAAUGGAGUGGCCUUGGAUUUUCUUGCAAAAGGUUUCUCUUAGAUAUGCAGGAAGAAAUUUAAUUCUAGCAUUUUAAUGGACCCUCAGCUAAAUGGAUACAAUCUUAUGAAGCAAAGGAGCAGAACUGCACUUUUCCAGGUUUGAUUCAGUGAAACUAUAUUACAGAAGCUGUCUGAAUGAGAUUUUAAUUGCACAUUUUUCUUUCUUUCUUCAUCCGGUUGUGUUGAUCAUUUGAAAUAAUUUGCGAUGAGAUGGAUGUGUAUAAUUCUUGCUCUGAUGAACAAAUGAGACGUUUGCAUAUUACCAGAUCAUUGAAGCAUUGAAGAGACAAUCGCAACAUGCUUAACUUAGGCCCUCAUGCGUUAGGCCCCCAAACGCUCAUGUGGUUAAAUGUGUUCCAACAGCCAAAGACCACCUACUCUCCGCCUACUGACCUAAUGCGUAAGGUAAGCGCUCGCUAGCCAGACAGGAUUUGGGCUAAACUUUGUCAGCUGAAGACCCGUUUGGUUUGAAGACAAAAAACGUACCAAGCACAAUGUUCUUCACCAUUUCUGAUUUCUAACACGCCCUCACAGCGUUCGGUGUGGUAUGUUAAGGCAGAAACGAAAGCUAUUGCUCUCUGUAUGUUUUCCGUUAUCUCCGGACGCAUUCAUAUGUAAAUUGCGCAAGCUUAUUUUAUUCAUUAGAUCGAAAGAUCUGAAAAAACCCUUACAUUUACCCACCCAUAGACUGUCCCCUCGAAGAAAUCAGGACAGAAAUGGUUGAAAGUGAACAAAAGAGACUGAUUAAAAUACCAGGUUGAAAAGGGUAUGCGUCUCCCUCAUCUACUUGUGAUCUGAUUGACCAAAACACAUCUUAAUACCAGGUGGAAACAGGGCCUAAGAUGUGUUUUAGUUGAUCGGAUCACAAAUAAAUACCCGUUUACACUUGGUAUUUUAAUCCGUCACUUCUGUCCUGAUUUCUUUGAGGGGAAUAUCAAUGGACGGGUAAAUAUAUGUUUUUUUCCCAAUCUUUCGAUCUAAUGGGCAAAAUAAGCUUGCGCAAUUUACGUAUGAACGUGCCCAUGAUGAUGGAAAAACAUACGGAGAGCAGCAGCUUUCGUUUCUGCUCUGACAGCCGCAAGACUGGCCAAACAAGGUGAGUGUGCGUUAGAAUAGCGUUAGAGAGAACAUUGUGCUUGGUACAUUUGUCAUCUUCAAAGUUAAAACCAAACUUGGGUCUUCAGUCGACAAAGUUUAAAUCCCAUCUGGAUAGUGUGCUUCCCAUAAUGUUUACACAUUAAGUCAGUAGGCGGUCUUUAGUGGCUGUUCGAAUACAUUCAAACACCACAUGAGCUUUUCCACGACAAAAGUGUUUUGAAUGCGUUUUUUUGACUACCUCUGGAAGUGAUCGAAAGGCCAAAACGCAUCUUAAAACCAGGUGGAAACAGGGCCUUAAUUCUUAUUUAUUUGAUUGACUUGUUUGCACAAAAAUUCAGGAAAAAAUGAAGGCAGGCAACAGAAGACAAAACAAGCCCAAAUUCUAACUAAAGGUUGACUAAUAUACUGUAAAUCUACUACAGGAUGAGCCUGUUAUUAAUAAACGUGUGUUUUAAUAUAUUGGAUUUAAUAGAAAUGAAGCUUUAAUUAAUUAUUUAAUAAAGACUUAUUUAAUCCAAUUUGGAGUCAAGUAAUGAUCAAAUAGGACUAUAUUACAUUUUUAGUAUUCUUUCUUGUCCUCAUCACUCAAGUUAAAAAGUUGCAUUUCAUUGAAGGAGGAUGUUAGUUGUAUUUAUUUUAACUGUUACAUUUGUCAUCAAACACUGACAAUUCUUUUCCAGACUCUACUGACACUUUUGACCUUGACCGUGCACAGUUUUUAUGUAAAUAUUAUAAGUUCUUAAAAGUGUCGGUCUGGUUUUAUUGUACAGCACUUUGGGCAACAUUUGUUUUCCAGUGUGCAAUAUAAUAAAUUUGAUUUGGAGGAAAAUUCUUCUUGAAUAUUUUGUGGUAUCCUGCCCUUAUCCUGUAUAUGUUCUUGUGCAAAUAUAAAAUAUAAACCACAUUUAAAAUAAAUGUAAAUCCAAAUGUUUAACCAUUACUGGAAAUAUACAUCCCAGCAGUCAGGAGUGUACAGAUCCUUGUAACCUAAAAAACAGCCAGAAUAUGAUCUGAAGCAAUAGCAAAUAAACAAGAUAUUCACAAAGACACCUGUAGGCCUAUUGUUUUGUUGUUGUUGUUUCCGGAGAUAUGUUAAUAUGGUCUAAUUUGGAUAUGUGGAAUUUUUGACAACAUCUACUACAUCUACAUUAUUAAUUAAUUUCUUAGUUGUGUAAUGACUGCUGUAUUGUUUUGAAUGAGAAACCACUUUGGUAGCAUUGAUUUUUUUUAAGUGUCAUGUCAUGUAUACAAAAAUAUACAUUGUUUAUAGGUCAGAUGAUUCUGACUAAUCUAAGUAGUUCUGGGUCAUAUUGAGCCUUCAGUGUGAUUUAUUUAGCUGUCUCAUUUUGAAGGCUGCAUCCUCCGGAGGUUGCUUUUGUACGCCGCAUAUAUAAUAAAGGCAGCGUCAUUUCAGUAAAGUAACCAUUACAUUCCAAAGUCAUUAGGAAAAUACAACAAUUUACACUUCACAAGGAAUAACAGGCAAUUUUAUAAUGGUUACUUUUCUGAAAUAGGAUAUCCUUGAUGACGUAUGCAGCCAACAAAUGCGACCUCCGGGGGACGCAGCCUUCGAAAUGAGAUGGUUAUAGUCAGAAGUCUUCUGCUUUUUUCCAUAACUAAUUUUAGAAAAUCAUGAUGCUAUCAAAAAGGGGGUUUCCAGUAUGUUUUGAUGAUUUAGUAAUGUUCACAGGUUUUUGUAAAGUGGUUAAUCAUGCUUUGUUUUUGUUUUUAACCACAAAUGUUUCCAGUGUUUUUUCUUGAGAAUUUGUAUGCUCAUCUCUGUGUGUUAAUAUAUAGCUGUAUGGACUUUAAUAUUAUUAUAGACACGAGUAAUCAAUUGCAUAUUUGAGGUUAGAUUUUUAACCUGCAGAAAUAUUUUUUAUAUAAUAUUUAUAUAUUUUUUCCCCUAACAAUUCAAGUAAGCAUGUCAAAUUGAAUCAUGUGGAAACAGGAAAACCACAACCUUUAGAUGAUCGCAGUCUGCAGUCUGCGUAGCUUGAUUUGUUUAGAUGACAAACCUGAAUGGAAAAAUAUGUGGUUAGAGGCUGUUUAUUAAUAAUAGUUGUAAUAUUUAAACAAACAUUAUGACCUUUUUUGAAGAAAGAGGUAUGAAUAAAGUACACAGGGUGUUAGAUGUGACUGAUGAAACAGGAUGUGACAAAAGGUUUCCUGUUAUGGCCUGCUUGAAUGUUGAUACCUCUGAAAUUCUUCUAAAAGGCUUCUAAAUGACAUUUAAACCUCAACAUGUUGUUGCCAGUUAGAUUGUAUCAGUUCACCUUCAGCUAGAUAUGAACUGUAUUGCACAACUGAUCUGUGAUGUGCUGAAAAUAAUGCAUUUGAUACUUGGUAAAAAUGGUAAAGAUGAUGAUCACUUUAUAUCAGAAUGAAAGUGCACAGUUUACAAACUUUCUUUGAUUAGAAACAUAAUGUAUGCUAAUUCAAAUAUUAAUGAAUUUGAUAAAACCCUCAAUCCAGGCAAAAGAAAAAAUCCCCAACCUUGAAGUGCAUGAAAGCUUUUUAGAAAAAAUCCCUCCCAUCACAGUCAGCCAGGCGACAUGCGCUUUGAAGACCCUCGUUCUCAUCAGCUACUAAAAUGAAGCGAGCAAUAGUCAUCGCACUUGUGUGUAAGUCCAUUAUUGUGUUUUUUCAUGUUAUUUUGCAUUCUUUAUGACAUAGUAUUGAUUUGACUGACAAUAUUUUUUCAGUGUAUUUAAACUUGUAUUUGCUUUUGCAGGUGUUUUGUUCUGUGAACACCAGAGAGUGUUUGGGACAGAAGUGGACGUGAGAGUUAAAGCAGGAGACAACAUCACUCUCUACGGUGACUGUGUCAUUCCUCUUGGAUCACACAUUAUUUGGUUGAGAAACUGCUCACAUGAGCAUCAACCAUCUCUGUUAAUAGAGACUAUAAACCUGUUCGGGGGGACGUUUCCACGUUUUAGUUUUGUGCAAAACAGCUCCAGUAACUCCUAUGAUCUACAUAUACAGAAUGUCAGUGUCUCUGAUGAGGGAAUAUAUUACUGUGCAAUAAAUGAAAGAAAAGUAACUGAUGUACAUAGUGUCAUGGGCUCACAGUACAAGUAUGGAAACAGAAGAACUCGUCUAUCUGUCUUGGGUAAGAAAAUAUUUCUACAUUUGGAAAACUUUAUAACUGUUGGCCAUAUUUUACAAAACACUGUCAAAUUGUUAUGCUGAUAAUAUCAUUAAUGGAAAUUUUUGCAUGAAAUUAAAAAAGUGCAAAAUAGAAAAAAAAAUCACACUUAAAAAUCUCUGUCACUGCAAUAGCAGCAUAUAAAUAUAUACAAAAGAAUUGGAAACAACAAUGUAGAAUAUAUCACAGAAAACCAAAAAUGUGGACUAAAUAUUUCUAAAAUUCAACAGCAGCAGACAUUUCUUUAUUCAGAAUUUCCUUCUCAAAUGGUUUAUCUGAUGUUUUACAUAUAUUACACAUAUUACAAUAAGUUUUACAUUUUACAUCAUAUUUGAAAUCAAAAGACACAUUUCAUGGUGGUAUAAUUAAUUAGUAUAUUAAUGUGACAUAUAUAAAUACUCAAGAAUUACAAUCAUUUUUAUUAUUAUUUUAGUCCAUGCUAGUGCAUAUCCUUAAUAUUGUGCUUCAUGUGGCACAGAAAUAGAUCCUUGAAAUAAUAUUUGCAAGUCUCCACUUUUUUCAGUUAAAGUUUUUACCCUAUUUUACCCCUUGGGUGUCCCCUUGGCCACCCCAUUAAAAAUUUCCUGGAGGAGCCACUGUUUGCAAGUGGUUCAAUCAUGACAACUCUCAAAAUGGUUUUAACAUGUUAAUGAAUAUAGCAAUGUUAAUGUAUUUGGUCUUGGUGGACUAUAUCUGAUAUUGCUGCUGCAGAGCAAGUAUGGACUAACUUGCUAUUGCCAAUUAGUGAUGUUCAAUUCUUGAACGAAUCAUUCUUUUAAGCGGGUAACCGGUCAAGUCAGUUCACAGAAUCAAACUGAAUUGUACUUCUAAGUUUUUGGUUGAUGCUUAUGCAAUAAAUGCUCAUUGGCUCAUUCAGUGCUGCACAAGGAGUGUGCGUGCUACUUAAUCGGAUAUGCAUCUUGCAUCAUCAACCUGGAACUAAAGUUUGAUUCAGUUUGAUUCUUUGAACCGAACAUCACCACUGACAAUAGAUACACAGAAACAUUGCUGUGAGCAUGUAAGAUAUGCUGCUUCUGCAUGAAUAAACAUACAUAAAUCCCGUAGCAGAUCUAGGCAGGUGGAACUGGGGGAGGUAGAGGGUUUCAGAGGAACUCUGAUAGCGCGCUGCAGGACUAUCUUACAGCGAACACUGAACCAAACUAUUUAAAUGCUGAGUAAGUAAUCUCAUUGGCUGCAGGAUCAGCAGAGGCCAUGUGGUAAUGGUGUGACUGCUUAGAGAAUCCAUGUAAAGGAGGAAUCAGCCUGUGCCAUCUACAGCUUCAUGACUGCACUAGAUAUAUGCACAAGAGAGUUACUUUUGCUUUCAUUUCAUUUAGAGUUAAAGUCUUCUCACACUGAGAGGUUCAACACCACCUCCACUCCUCCUGUAUCAGACCUCUGCUGGAAGCUGCUGUUCAGUGUGUGUCCAGUGUGUGUUCUCCUCUUCUCCAUCUGUGUCUACUGCCUCUGUCAGAAGAAAACUACAGUUUCUGCAGCAACACAGACUGAGAAUGGACUUUUUGAGAGUGAAGAUGAAGUUUGUUACGCAUCAUUGUACACACCGUCCAUGCUGAAGAAUAAGAGAGUGCAGAGUUCAGACUUUAGUACUUACACUGAAGUCAGAACCAAAAUAACAUAAACUACCGAAGAGGAUUCUGUUGUAAUCCUUAAAGAUGCAAUACAAAGUCUUGAUAUUUACUAUUAUAUGGUAACAGGCAUUACUCAAGGCUAAUGCAAAUUUGAAAGGGUUUGACUUUGGUUUGCUGUUGUUAUUAUUUGACCCGCUUCUGUCUACUGUUGUAUGUACAGCUCAAUCUGAGAGCUAAUCCUGAUUGUGUAAAUGUAGCUGUUGUUUAUGCACAUAAGGGUUGAGAAUUGCUGUGUUAUUAGAAUGGUAAAUCUAGUGUUAUUUUACUGUAGGGAGGGUAAAGUAAUGGUCAGAAUGUACUCAUGAUUUUUUACAUGAAACAAGUCUGUAAUCAUGAUUAUUGUUACAAUAAAUAUUUAUAUUGAU